Messenger RNA from Cantharellus anzutake, 1932 nucleotides. RefSeq lists its product as uncharacterized. The coding region runs from base 79 to 1590 and encodes 503 amino acids. Gene Ontology annotation, biological process: carbohydrate metabolic process. The record is from RefSeq and is a predicted model, not a curated record. Gene Ontology annotation, cellular component: membrane. The transcript is spliced from 8 exons. NCBI's taxonomy places the organism in Eukaryota, Fungi, Basidiomycota, Agaricomycetes, Cantharellales, Hydnaceae. Gene Ontology annotation, molecular function: chitin deacetylase activity.
CGCGACACCAGUGUUUGCGAGUGGUCAGACGCUCACUAACUAAUAGACUGUUCUUGUCAGCAGAAGUAAAAUACCAUCAUGAAGUUCUCCGUCGCCGCCGUGUCUCUGGUUGUGACGACCUUGACGUCUGGAAUUCUCGCUCAUGAUCCUGACGCUCGUUAUGCGGGAAACAAACGUCACCUUGCCUGGCGGCGUCAGCAUGUCACCAGCUCCUCGACCUCGAGCAGCGCGUCGCGUACGACUGUAUCCAGUUCCCAUGCAACCUCAAGUAUCUCCAGUACGACUUCGAGCGGCUCUACUGCCACUACGAGUAGUCCUACUACGGUUCUGAGCGGUUCAACUACCACUCCUGGGACUGCCGUGACAACUACGACACCUUCCAGCACCUCAACACUCGAUGGGAAUUAUAUCCCGCCACUUUCUCAGAUCACGUCCGGUAUGCCACUUCAAGGGACGGUCAAUAUGUUCACGACGUUCUCUGCUGGAGCAACUCCUCCGGUCGCUGGAGCUCCGCCAUUGCCCUCCAUUACGGUUGUGCCGGCUAACUAUCCCGCCUUGGAUGUGGUUCCUCCCACGGAUUCCGAUCAGGUUAAGGAAUGGUUGAACCUUCUCAAUGGCGUAACCAUUCCCAAUAUUCCGACCACAGGCGAUGGAACUUGCGCUUCUAAUCCUAGUCUCGUUGCCAAUGGUACCUCCUCUGGAAGUUGCUGGUGGACAUGUGGUGGUUGUACGCGCAGUACGGAUGUUUCGGUCUGCCCAAACAAAGGCACUUGGGGCGUCAGCUAUGACGAUGGUCCAAGCCCUUAUACUCCUCACCUUAUCAAUUAUUUGAAUGAGAAAAGCCUGAUAGCCACUUUCUUCGUUGUUGGUUCACGAGUUAUCUCUCGACCUCAGAUGCUUCAAACUGAAUAUAUGCUUGGCCACCAGAUCAGCGUUCACACUUGGAGCCAUCAUCCCCUCACCACCCUAACCAAUGAGCAGAUUGUGGCGGAACUGGGCUGGACGAAGAAGGCGAUUAAGGAUGUCCUUGGUGUUACUCCAAACACGAUGCGUCCUCCAUAUGGAGACAUCGAUGACCGUGUUCGUGCUAUUUGCAAGGCCAUGGACUUGAUUCCUAUCCUAUGGCACGUACAUUUGACAAGCAGUGGUAGCACCGAAUUCGACACCAAUGAUUGGAAGAUUCCUGGAGGGACUGCGACCGGUGAUUCAUCAUACACCGCAUUCCAGCAAAUCCUGUCUCUCGCUGCUUCGCUUUCCACCGGUUUCAUUGUCCUGGAGCACGAUCUGUACCAGCAGACGGUAAUGAUGGCCAUUGGUUACUUCCUUCCACUGGCGUUUAACCAGACGUCUAGUCUGAAACUACAACCCAUCAAUGAAUGCCUUGGAAUUUCUUUGGCAAAUGUCUAUGAAGAGACUAAUAGUAAUGGGACAGGUACCGGAGGCACGGGGACGGCGUCAUCUCACCAUAGUCCCACUCAAGGCGGACAGGGAGGAGCUGCUGACACAGCCGCACCUGUUCCCACCAAAGCCCUAGUGGCCCUGUUCAUAUCUUUCUUGAUGAUGAUGGUUGGUGCGACACUUCUUGGCUGAGCCUGAAGUUGGCAUAGUUGUGGAGACAGAGGAUUGUUUAUUCAUACGCUCCCGAAUCAUUUUUCCUGACUUCCUUUUUCUUUUAUCAUAUUAUCCCUUUUAUUCCUUUCACUCGUUGAUGCAUGGGUACUUCGUCCCACCUCUCACUGCCCUUGUUACCUCAUCAACCUGUCGUAACUCACGCCGUUCCAACUAAAGGACUUGUUCUUUAUUCCGCGGAUUAUGCGCUUGAUGAAUAUUCACAGACUUGAACCAAUCAAACUCCCCAGUGCUUCCUACAACUAAGCUUGUUGGCUAUGUAUACUUAUCGUAACACAGUGACUGGCCCCAUUGCUUGAGAAU